This is a messenger RNA of Fulmarus glacialis (Northern fulmar), 3793 nucleotides long. RefSeq names its product A kinase (PRKA) anchor protein 13 (gene AKAP13). Gene Ontology annotation, cellular component: membrane; actin cytoskeleton. The record is from RefSeq and is a predicted model, not a curated record. Lineage: Eukaryota; Metazoa; Chordata; Aves; Procellariiformes; Procellariidae. The transcript has 22 exons. Gene Ontology annotation, molecular function: guanyl-nucleotide exchange factor activity; MAP kinase scaffold activity. Gene Ontology annotation, biological process: regulation of Rho protein signal transduction; positive regulation of canonical NF-kappaB signal transduction; adrenergic receptor signaling pathway. The coding region runs from base 1 to 3186 and encodes 1061 amino acids.
AUGUCGAUAAAAUGGAAUAAAUUUGCCGAAGUACCUCAAAUAACAGUGAAGCUAGUAGGACUUAAGCAUUGGGAGGAAAAAGAGAAAGAUAAAGAGAAGACUAAAGAGAAGGACAAAGAUUCCAAGGAGAAGGAAAGAGAUAAGAAGCUGUUAAAUGGACAUCUCUUCACUGCAACCUCCGUUGUAGCCCAAGCAACCUGUUACCACUGUAUGAAACCUUUCAAUAAGGAUUCGUACUACUGUGCAAACUGCAAUGCAAUUGUUCACAAAGGCUGUAAGGAGAGUUUUGCUUCUUGUGCAAAGGUCAAAAUGAAGCCACAGAGAGGGAUGCUGCAGGCACAUGAUACCUCUUCGUUACCCACAGUAACCAUGAGAAAUAAAAGCUCACAACCGAAGGAGCGCCCUCGCUCUGCAAUACUUGCUCCUGAUGAAAACACCGUAACCUCAAUAUUCAAUAACAGGAGAUCACAACAGACUACAGCGCUUUCGAAAAGUGUCUCAAUACAGAACAUUGCAGGAGUUGGGAAUGAUGACAGCUUAAUACACACUUGGAAAUUCCUGUCGCAGUCAACAGACUCCUUACAUAAAAUCAGCCGGGUGAAUGAAUCCAUGGAAUCACUGGUUGACGAAGGUGCAGACAUGAACGAAGGACAGCUGAUGGGAGACCUGGAAUUAGAUUCCAAGCAGCUGGAGGCAGAGUCCUGGAGCCAAGUAGUGGACAGCAAGUUCCUACAGCAGCAAAACAAAGAUGUUGUCAAACGGCAAGAUGUCAUUUACGAGCUAAUGCAGACGGAAAUGCAUCAUGUCCGCACCCUGAAAAUCAUGAACGAUGUAUACAGCGCAGGGAUGUUAAAGGAACUGCAGUAUGAUCAACAAGUCGUGGACAAGAUUUUUCCCUGCCUGGAAAACUUGCUGCACAUCCACAGUCACUUCUUCCAGCGGAUUCUGGAAAGGAAGAAGGAGUCAUUGGCAGACAAAAGUGAAAAGAACUUUGUUAUCAAGAGGAUAGGUGACAUCCUGGUGAAUCAAUUCUCCGGUGAGAGUGCGGAGCGAAUGAAGAAAACAUACGGCAAAUUCUGCGGGCAUCACAAUGAGGCAGUAAAUAACUUCAAAGAUCUGUACUCAAAGGACAAGCGGUUUCAGGCAUUUGUCAAGAAAAAAAUGAGCAGCUCCCUGGUGAGGCGUCUUGGGAUUUCUGAAUGUAUCUUGUUGGUAACACAGAGAAUCACGAAGUACCCGGUCCUUUUACAAAGGAUACUGCAGUACACCAAAGAAAAUGAAGUGGAACAUGAAGACUUGACUCAGUCAUUAAACCUCGUUAAAGAUGUGAUUGCUGCAGUCAAUAGCAAAGUCAGCAAUUAUGAAAAGAAAAUGCGUCUUGGUGAGAUUUACAACCGGACAGAUAGCAAGUCCAUCAUGAGGAUGAAGAGUGGCCAGAUGUUUGCGAGAGAGGACUUGAGGCAUCGGAAGCUCAUCCGAGAUGGGCCUGUUUCACUAAAAAAUGCAGCUGGCCGGCUAAAAGAAGUCCAGGCUGUUCUCCUCUCUGACAUGCUUGUAUUCCUUCAGGAGAAGGACCAGAAGUACGUCUUUGCGUCACUGGACCAGAAAUCCACUGUGAUCUCUCUGAAGAAGUUGAUCGUACGAGAAGUGGCUCAUGAAGAGAAGGGUUUGUUCCUGAUCAGUAUGGGUGUAAAAGAUCCUGAAAUGGUGGAAGUCCACGCCAGCUCCAAAGAAGAGCGUAACGGCUGGAUACAGAUCAUUCAAGACACAAUGAACACCAUGGAUAAAGAUGAAGACGAAGGAGUCCCUUGUGAGUCUGAGUUUGAAAAGAAAGUGUCGGAUGCGAAAGUGAGAGGACUGAAAGAACAACUUCAGAAGAAGGAUAAACAGAUCCUCCUCUUGCUGGAGGAGAAGGCUAAGAUCUUCCGGGACAUGGCAGACAGCUCUGUGCAAGAGGACAUGCCAGGCUCCAGGCUGCUCUUCAGAGCCAACACAGAAGAGGCACCAAAAGGAGAGGCCAUUAUGAAAACUGCAAUAAAUGAAGUUGAACUGCUGCAAGACCUGGUGAACAGGAGCCUGGGCACUGCCCUCGGGCAGCAGGUCAGCAGCAGUGCCAUGGAACAAGAAGGAGGAGUUGGCCCCAUCUCUCUUCCUAGAAGGGCAGAAACUUUUGGAGGAUUUGACAGUCAUCAGAUGAACGCCUCCAAGUGUGGAGCGAAAGAUGAAGGCGACGAUGCUCAGGAUCUUCGGAGAACAGAGUCGGACAGCAUUUUAAAGAAGGGUGGAAAUGCUAAUCUGAUGUUCAUGUUGAAAAGGAAUAACGAGCAGGUCCUCCAAACCAUUACCAGCCUCCAUAAGCUGCUCAGUGCUUUGCAGGGCGUCGUGCUGCAGCAGGACACCUACAUCGAGGACCAGAAGCUGGCUCUGAGCGAGAGAGCUCUGACCCGAAGCUUCUUCCGGCCGACCUCGCUGCUGGAGCAGGAAAAGCAGCGCAACCUGGAGAAGCAGCGCCAGGAGUUGGCCAACCUGAAGAAGCAGCAGACACAGCACCAGGAGGAGAGGCGGAGGAGAGAGAAGGAGUGGGAAGUCCGGGAGAAGGAACUGGCAGAGCAGGAGGCCCACCUGGCCCAGCGAGAAGAGCAGGUCCAGAGAGGGUGGCAGGAUCUCGAGCGGGAGCAAGAGGAGCUGCAGGUGAAGAAGGCCUCCUACCAGCUUGACCUGGAGAGGCUUCGUACGGCACAGAAGCAGCUGGAGAGGGAGAAGGCGCAGUUCAAGCAAGACGUGGAGCGAUUAGCUCAAAUGCGGCAGGAGCCUGACCACAACCAGGUUUCAAAUCUACAUGAGAAACUUGCAAGAGUCGCCUCCCAGUCCAGCAUCGAUGACUCCUCCAAGAAGAGCCCUUCCCUUCCUAAACAAGGGCACUUUGAUGCAGAACUGUCUGUCUCCCCCAAAAGGAACAGUCUUUCAAGGACACACAAAGAGAAAAGCACUUUCCAUUUGCUUAGCACAACAAACCAGACUAACAAGGCAGCUGAGGAACAGCCCCAGAUGCCUACCCGCCUCUUCAGUUUAGCCAAACCAAAGGAGAAGAAGGAAAAGAAGAAAAAGGGCAGGGGACAUCGCUCCCAACAGUCUGAUUCUCACUCAUCAGAAGCACCUCCAGAGGGUGAGGAGAUCUUCUGCUGAGCACGGACGGUUCCAUCGGUCAUUCUCGGCAUUGGUACAGUGGACAUCUCCCUGCCCGCUCCACAGCACGCUGCUGGUGCCUGCAUCUGACAAGCAUCUGGAGGUUUUAAAUACAACAUGUUAUGAAGGCUGUUAAGUGGUGGGAAAGGGCCUCUCUCCUGUGGUUUUGUGUGAAUUCUCACCACAGAGGCUGACUGCACGGCAAGUAGUACCGUCUCUCUGUGCAAACCUUGGGUUAUAUGGAUUGGGAUAGAUGUUUUCUGUCUCUUCUUACUGCUGAAGGGUGAGAGAACAUAGCCUUAAGGGGAUGUGCCUUCAAAUUCCCCUUUUCUGGGGAAGGUAACCAAAACCAAGCAUUUAGCAAAAGAUUAGGACUCUACAAAUGGUGCGUACACACUGGCAUAUAUAGAUAUACUGUAUAUAUACAUAUAUGUAUCUAUGUAUCCACUGGGAUAUGCUUACAGUCUGUACAGCCAAGCUCAGCUCGGCCCGUGGGGAUAGAUGAUACCUGAUGACUUUCAGGGAGCGUGUAGAUAUUAAAUAUCUUGCCCUUAUGCUCCAAUUGUAAUGCCAUUGACUUGCACGCCCCUUUUGUGCUCAUGGUGUG